CCGACACGGGGCACCCCCACCCCACAUGGAUUCAGCGUCCAUUCAACACUACACAGUAACCUGCAGACGCGAGGCAAGCUCCGGUCUCUUCCCGUGGCAGACCAACCGUCACCUCAGCGAUCGCAUAAGAUGGCAGGCUUUCUGCGCGCCCGGCAGGCCGGUAUUCAGAACGACCUGUCGGCGGGCAUCCCGCCGGGGUCGUUUUCCCCGGACGAGCUAUCACGAUACGGGAUUAACUCCCAGAUUAGCUGUCUCGCCUACGACCCAAUCCAGUCCCUCCUCGCCGUCGGCACGCACGCCUCCCGCUACGGCGCAGGCAAGAUCUACGUCUUUGGCGCCCGCCGCAUCGUCCGCUCCUUCUCCCUCACCUCCUCCACCCCGGUUGCUCCGUCGUCCUCCACCACCUCCUCCUCCUCAGCCUCUGCUGCCGCGGAGGGCCUAUCCGUGCGGCAGCUCUCCUUCGUCGCCAACCGCCUGGUCAGCCUCGACUCGCGCAACGAGCUCGCCGUCUGGUCGCUGCACACGGGCGAAAAGCUCGCCCGGUCCAGCUACGGCCGCGUCAGCUGUGUGCUCACCGACCCGGGGCUAGACUGGGCUUUUGUUGGUCUGCAGGCGGGCGGCGGGGAGGUGUGGGCGUACGACCUGGACCGGGAACGCCCCGCGGCCGGGUUCCGGCUGCCGAACUUCUGGAAGGCCAAGGUUGAGAAGGAGAAGCCUGGCGGUGGACUGGGGAUGGGACUGGGGAUGGGAAUGGGGGUGGAGAUUGUCUCGUUGCGGCUGCAUCCGAGGGAUAUUGGGAAGUUGCUGAUUGGGUAUACCCACGGCGCGGUGGUGUACUCGUUCAAGCAGAAUGCCGUGCAGCGGUUCUUUGAGUAUGUCGUGCCCGCUGGCGCACCGGGCGGGAAUGGGGAGGGGACGGAUCGGGAGAGGAAGCCCAGGCUGGUCAGGGCGCUGUGGCAUCCUUCGGGCACGUUUGUGUUGACGGCACAUGAGGAUGGGAGUCUGGUGUUUUGGGAUCCCAAGGAUGGGCGGGUGGUUGCGGCGAGGUCGGUGUAUACUACCAGGGUUAACGAGGUUGGCGCGAAGAAGAAAGGGGAGAAGCCGACGCCGCUGGCACCGUUUGGGAGGAUUGCCUGGUGCUGCAAGCUGCAUUCCCCCGAUGAUACCGCGCUGUUGAUUGCCGGUGGCCAGGCGCUGGAUGAACAGGAGAAGGGCCUGACGUUUCUGGAGCUGGGGCCGACGCCGAUAUAUGCGACUUCGUCGUGGGAGGCGCUCACGAACCACUUCGAGGGAAAGCGUCGGUUGACGCUGCCGAUACCGCCCGGGGCCGAGGUGGCAGAUUUCUGUCUGGUGCCCCGGUCGACGCCCUUUUUUGACGGCGCACAAGACCCGAUUGCGGUUCUGGUCUUGUUGACGUCGGGCGAGGUCCUCACCAUGACCUUUCCUUCCGGGUACCCCAUCAGCCCGACGAACAUGCUGCAUCCGAGCAUGUCCUUUGUGCACCCCUUUGUGCAGAAGAUCGCCGUCAGCACCAUGCCGCGGGAACGGUGGCUGGGUCUGGCCGAGAGGCGCGAUCAGGGGGAUCCGAUUCUCAUGGGCGGCGCGCCCGCUGCGAAGAGGAGAAGAACCGGCUGGGAUUUCCGCAACAUCAUACAGGUUGCGCAUGCCGACAGCACGAUCCGGAUAUGGGACGUCGGUUUUAACGACGACAUAGAGAACCCGGCCCAGCUACAGGUUGACGUGGCCAGGGCGCUCGACCGGUUCGAAGAUGUCAGCGUCACCGCUCUCGCCAUGGCCGAUGCGACGGGCGAACUCGCUGCCGGUACAAGAACGGGCGAGGUGGUCGUCUAUCGAUGGGGCGUCAACAGGAACUACGGGCGCGACGCGACAAAGCCGAUCGACCCGAACCCGGAAGGCCUGUCGGAUAUCUCGUCUCGUUCGUCGCCGUCGCUGAAGGAGGGCCUUCAGCCCCUGGUCCUGUACGAGAUGAUGCAGGGCCCGGUGAGCGUGGUGACCGUCUCGGACGUCGGCUUCGUUGCAGUCGGGUCGGAAGGCGGCUUUUUCAGCAUCAUUGACCUACGCGGGCCGAGUAUCAUCUACCAAGCCUCCAUCACGGAGUUUGUCAAGGAGGAGAAGCGAUCGUCGUUCCUCAAAGGACAUUCCUCCAAGGGGUCCACUGCGACCAAGGAGUUUCCCACAGUUGUCGAGUUUGGUGUGAUGACAAACGACGGGGACAACUAUUCCAGCAUCGAUUGCUUCGUGGGCACCAACCUGGGGCGCGUGGCCACUUUCAAGAUCCUACCGGCUGGAAAGACAUAUUCUGCGCAAUUAGCCGGCGUGACCAAGAUUGGCCAUGACAAGGUGGUGGCCAUCUGUCCGAUCAAUGCGGACACCGGUCAGCCCGCGGGCGCUACGGGGCUCGCGGUUGCGGGGCUCAGUCAGGGGAAGCAAGUCAACGGCGUCCUUGUAGUCGUCACGCAAACGGAAAUCCGCAUCUUCAAGCCCGCCGCGGCAAAGGGCGCAUCUAAGUCCUUUGACGACCAGCUCUGCGACGCAGCCCGCGUGACCGAGUUCCCCGGCCACGGCGUCGCGCUCGUCGCCGUUUUUGGCGACCGCACGACGAGAGCUUAUUCCCUGCCGGCGCUGAAAGAGAUGGGUCGCGCCAGCCUGCCCAUGCUCGACCCCAGCCGGACCAUCUCCACCGUCAUCUCCCGGACAGGCGAGAUCUUGGGCUGGACGGGGCCGUCCGAGAUGGCGGUUCUGUCGGUGUGGCCGUCAUCAUCAUCUUCAGGCGUCGUCCCGCUAGAGGACACGCUGAUUAACCCGGAGCUGGUGCUCCCGCCGCGGCCGACCAUCAGCAACCUGCAAUGGAUCUCGGGCACGCAAUACGUCAGCCCGACCGACCUGGAUCUGCUGAUUGGCGGCGAGGGCCGGCCGGCGAGUAAGAGGAUGAUGGAGGCUGCCGCGGCCGAGAGGGGCAUGGCCAGCGGUGGUGGUGGUGCUGGUGCUGGUGCAAGGGCGGGAGGAGGAACGGGUCAGGAGGGCUGGGGCGAGUACCUGGCGCGGCAGCUCAACGAGCGCACCGAGAGGCUGAAUAUGGUGGACGAUGCCAUGAGCAAGCUGCAGGAGACCAGCCAGGGCUGGGCCGAGGAUGUGAACAAGUUUGUGAAGAGGCAGAAGAGGGAUAUGUUGCUUGGGAGUGUCAAGAAGUCGCUUUUCUGAUCCGCGUGUAGCGAAAGGGGACGGGAGGGCUAUGCUACACUGCAGUCAAAUCUAGGGUCAGGGGCCAUUACCGGCAGCUAAUGGUUGCAUUCCGUCCUCCCGCCAAAGCUGCCGAUUCGCAACUUCGGGGUUGUCCUGGAUGCACUAUGGCUAAAUGACGCUCUCCUCUGGACAUGCCG
Molecule: messenger RNA, 3401 nt
Organism: Chaetomium strumarium
Lineage: Eukaryota; Fungi; Ascomycota; Sordariomycetes; Sordariales; Chaetomiaceae
Product: lethal giant larvae like, C-terminal-domain-containing protein
Exons: 3
Coding region: 130-3222 (1030 amino acids)
Biological process (GO): establishment of cell polarity; regulation of exocytosis; regulation of protein secretion
Cellular component (GO): cytoplasm; plasma membrane
Molecular function (GO): syntaxin binding; myosin II binding; GTPase activator activity
Source: RefSeq, a predicted model, not a curated record